CGCCUCCGUUUCGCAGCCACGCGGUCCCCGUGUCCCGACUUAAAGUCUUUGGUCCCCGAUCGGGGUUCCUCCCCCGCGCGCAGCCCCGCCGGCCUCCUCCCCUGCCCGGGGCAGCGCAGCGCCCCCUCCCCGGACUCCGGGCGGCGCUCCCGGGCGGGCACGGCAGAGGGCGCACCCGAGCUGCUGACUCACCGCAUCCCCGAGCGCGCGCGGGCGCAGCCGGGGACGCCGCGUCACGUCACGGCUCGGGCGGGCGCGCCUCGGGAAACGGGCUGUGCCCGGGCCGGGGGCUGGGCGAGCGGGGCCCCCAGCAGCAGCCACCCAGCCACGUCACCGAGAUCCUCCGAGCGGCGGCGGCUGCGGCUGUUGCUAAGGGAGGGGACGCGAGGGGAAGCGCGACCCGGGCGGCGGACGGCACCCAGCGCCACCGGCCGAGCGGCGCCCCCUCCCCAGGACCCUCCCCCGCGUCGCGCCCCGGUCGCGCCCGCCGCCCUUUAAAGGAGCAGCGAGUGCGGUCCCCACCCCCGGAAGGCGCCCCAGGAGCCGGAGCGACCCCGCAGCGCCGCUCGAAUUUUGGAUUUCGGUCUCGCCUUCCGCGGCCGGGACGUCCCCGAGUGCCCGGAGGACCCGGCGUCCGGGGGGCCCCCCCCCGCCCCUGUCCCGGAGGCGCAGCGAGGAUUGGCGGCUCCAACCGCCCCCAGCGCCCCCAGCGCGCGCCGGGGAUGGAGCCGCAGCCCGGAGGCGCCCGGAGCUGCCGGCGAGGGGCCCCCGGCGGCGCCUGCGAGCUGGGCCCGGCGGCCGAGGCGGCGCCCAUGAGCCUGGCCAUCCACAGCACCACGGGCACCCGCUACGACCUGGCCGUGCCGCCCGACGAGACCGUGGAGGGGCUGCGCAAGCGGCUGUCCCAGCGCCUCAAAGUGCCCAAGGAGCGCCUGGCGCUUCUCCACAAAGACACCCGGCUGAGUUCGGGGAAGCUGCGGGAGCUCGGCGUGGGUGAUGGCAGCAAGCUGACCUUGGUGCCCACCGUGGAAGCGGGCCUCAUGUCUCAGGCCUCACGGCCGGAGCAGUCCGUGAUGCAAGCCCUGGAGAGUCUCACGGAGACCCAGCCCCCAGCGGCGCCCGGGCCGGGCCGGGCUGGCGGAGGAGGCUUCCGGAAAUACAGAUUCAUUUUAUUUAAGCGUCCGUGGCACCGACAGGGACCCCAGAGCCCAGAGAGGGGCGGCGAGAGGCCCCAGGUCAGUGACUUCCUGUCCGGGCGCUCGCCGCUGACACUGGCCUUGCGUGUGGGCGACCACAUGAUGUUCGUACAGCUACAGCUCGCGGCCCAGCACGCCCCACUGCAACACCGCCACGUGCUGGCCGCCGCCGCCGCCGCCGCUGCCGCUGCGCGGGGGGACCCCAGCAUAGCCUCCCCGGUGUCCUCACCCUGCCGGCCGAUGUCCAGUGCCACCCGAGUCCCCCCAGUGCCCACCAGCCCUUCCCCUGCGUCUCCCUCACCCAUCACAGCCGGCUCCUUCCGAUCCCACGCAGCCUCCACCACCUGCCCGGAGAUGGACUGUUCCAGUACGACCAGCGGCAGCGCCAGUCCUGGUGCCAGCACCACGUCUACCCCGGGGGCCAGCCCUACCCCCCGCUCCCGAAAACCCGGCGCCGUCAUCGAGAGCUUUGUGAAUCACGCCCCAGGGGUCUUCUCAGGGACCUUCUCUGGCACGCUACACCCCAACUGCCAAGACAGCAGCGGACGGCCACGGCGUGACAUCGGCACCAUCCUGCAGAUCCUGAACGACCUCCUGAGUGCCACCCGGCACUACCAGGGGAUGCCCCCGUCGCUGGCCCAGCUCCGCUGCCACGCCCAGUGCUCCCCCGCCUCGACAGCCCCUGACCUGGCCCCCAGAACUACCUCCUGCGAGAAGCUCGCGGCCACCCCCCCAGCCUCCCUCCUGCAGGGCCAGAGCCAAAUCCGCAUGUGCAAGCCCCCGGGGGACCGGCUUCGGCAGACAGAAAACCGCGCCACGCGCUGCAAGGUGGAACGGCUGCAGCUGCUUCUGCAGCAGAAACGGCUCCGCAGAAAGGCCCGGCGAGAUGCCAGGGGCCCGUACCACUGGUCACCCAGCCGCAAGGCGGGCCGCAGCGACAGCAGUAGCAGCGGGGGCAGCGGCAGCCCCAGCGAGGCCUCCGGAUUGGGCCUCGACUUCGAGGACUCCGUGUGGAAGCCAGAAGUCAACCCUGACAUCAAGUCAGAGUUCGUGGUGGCUUAGGAUCGGCCACCCUCGCCCCUCGCACCCCAGCCCAGGGCGGUGGGCACUCCGAGAGCCCCACAGAGAGCGCGGCCCAGCUCUGGAGGGCAGGCGGCCACUCCCCCCCCCAGCCAGAAGCCUUUCUUUCUUUCUUUCUUUUCUUCCUUUUUCUUUUUUUUAAAAAGUUCUGACCGUGGUUUCCUGGACUCUUCAUGGGUUUUGCUUCCUACCCCUUCACCCUCCGCCCCUGCUCUCCUCCUCUGUCUCUCUCACCUCUGCGCCGGUCGGUCCUCCCCGCCAACCUUCCCCACCUCCAAUAUGUAGCAGCCUUUCUGGAUGGCAGAGACUGAGAGAGACAGAAACCCAUCCAUCCCUUCCGCCGCCUCCUUCCCCCCCCCCCCACCCUAUUCAGGUUUUAAGUCAAAAGUGUCGGCGUGUCAUUAUGCACUUUACAGAUGAGGGGAGGGGGCCGCAGUGUGCAGGACCCUUCCCGCCCCCCCGGGCAGACUUCAGGGCCUCCACCCCAGGCCAGCAGCAGCCUACGAGGGGACUGUGUUCUCUUCAACUCUAUUCUCUUUUCUCGGUGUCUUUUUACAUUUUUCCUUCAUUUCUUUAAAAAGGAGAGCAAAGCCGUUUUAUCGGAGAGCCUGGGGCUGGGGUCUACCUAGGGGUGUGACAGCCUUUCCUGCAGGGAAGUGAGAGGGGACCUGCCCACCCCCAGCCUGGACUGUGCUGUUUCCUCCACCCCCACCCCAGUGUUUUCGGACCUCCUGCCUGAGCUUGGGGUAUUUAUAGACUAUUAAUUUUCUGACUGAGCCAAUAGUGGUUGGGGAACUCUUGAAAAAUGGGGAGAGAAUGGCUGGGUGCUGGGGAGAUGCCCCCCCAGCCCUCCUUCCCCGCCCAACCUGAGGGAUGUGGAAUUUGGGACUGUCUGGGGGCCUCCUGCAGCCAGGAUAGGAGGGGGGUGCUGAGCUGUGAAUCCCCCUGGGUAGGGGGUGUCAACUCCGUGUAGCAUUAACCCCUGUGGCGGGGUCCGCUGCUGGUCUAAUUUGGACCCCCCACCCCUCAUUGCCCCUGCUCUAGGGGUGUCUGGCCCCAGAGGGGAGGGACAAAUCCCAUACUGGGGCCAUUUCAAUGGGGUAGUUUUUGGAUUUUUUUCCCCCACUGGUUUUUUAUUUUUUAAUGACAAAGGAGAUGUCUGGGCCUCCCCACUCUGCCUGUCGGUCUUGUCCUAGCCCUGCCUGUCCCCCCCCCUUUGUUCUCAUAGGUGAACCCCCCGGGUCCUCAGCUCCCCCCUUCUGUGUUGGAAGUCAAUGGUUUCAGAUGUGAACAUCGCGUGUUCUAACUGUAGCUCUGUACAUUUGUUUGUGGGAGGGUGGGCAGGGAGGGGUCCCAGAGGGUAAAAGCUCAAGGAUUUUGGGUUUUGUUUUGUUUUCGUUUUUCCAAAAAAAAAGAAGAAAAAAAUAGAAAAAAAAAAAAGAAAAAGGGGCGGGUUUGUUUUUUGAAGAACUGUCUUGGAUACCUAUUUAAAUGUGUGUUCUGUUUUGUUUUUUUAACGAUUUUUAAAUAACGUCCGUGCCUCCGUGGGUUGAGGGUGGAGCCUCCGGGCAGUAACCGGCUUGCCACCCUCUGCCUGGUCAGGGCUACCCAAGAAAGCAUUACCCGCCCUCGGGGGGUCGGGCUGUGGGGGUCCCGGCACCUGGCGUGAGUUUCAUGUAUGAAAAGAAGGAAACCCUACACAAGCACCGUGAUUUCAAGUAAUAAACAAAAUGAAACAA
Messenger RNA from Callithrix jacchus (white-tufted-ear marmoset), 4015 nucleotides. It is a transcript of the gene MIDN, whose product is annotated as midnolin. Gene Ontology annotation, cellular component: nucleus. The record is from RefSeq and is a predicted model, not a curated record. NCBI's taxonomy places the organism in Eukaryota, Metazoa, Chordata, Mammalia, Primates, Cebidae. Gene Ontology annotation, molecular function: protein binding.